AUGGCGGCAGAACAGCUGUACGGCAAACCUGCUGGCGCAGUUGCCAAUGCGCCGCCUCCCUCCACGUUAGCCGCCCAACUGGUCGAAAACCUUCCUGCUUCGACAAAGUCCACACGAUCCGAUGAGAACACCGAGCUGAGAAGCUUGUCCGCCGUCAUCGAGCGGGUCAAGAACAACCCCGGUCUGCUGCGAACGCCCGACGAACGAACGGAGCACAAUCAUAUGCUCAUAUACGUCUAUUCCCGCGUCGUCCUAGACGGGAUCAAGCUCGAUGAUCCCUUCGCUGACAAGAAGGUUAUACGGAGCGAGGCGUUGAAGGCGAUUAAUUUCUUGAAAGUCACGAUUGAGGAGACACCGGUUGUCAUGAACUAUACCACGGACGGGAAACAAUUCGUGUUCCGCGGGGAGGAGCCACUUUGGGUCUGGGUCUUUCCCAAGGUUCUGAAACUGCUUGGCCAUGCUCGCUGCCUUGAACUCACGGCUCCAAUCGAGGAGUUCUUUCGGUUCAUAAUCUUGGUGGUGAGUGGAGUUGGUUCAAUGGGAGCGCUGCUGUCGUCCAUGCUGCUCUACCUGCGAGAAACAAGCAAUGCUCUCCUGUCUCGCCUACAAGAGACGGCGCCUAUUGCCCCUGCACAGGAUGCGACUAUAGACAUGAGCCUUCCUCCUGCCGGUACACUCGAGCUGCUCCUGGGAAAACCUGGCAUUCUCUUCGUACAGCAGACUACAUACGCUGUCCCGCAUGCGUCACAAGCCGUGCGCCAAGCAGCAGCUCUAAUAUCAACACUCGCACACCCGUCCAUUGCUAGGUACUCGAGCCCUCUGUCACGCGCGCCGUUUGUCGAGCUGAGACUAUGGUUGCUCGACUCGUUGCUUUCCCUACGUGCUGUGCAAAACACAUGGCAGCCCGUUGCCCCAAGCGCAAAGGCUGAUUUGCUCAACGUAUCCCUUGGCCUGCUUCCAGACGAGUUGUCUACAGGCAAGAAAGCCUUGCUCCCGCAGAAAGCGUACACUUCUCUGGCGUUAUUGUGUGCCGAGCUCGCAGCACGGCCGGAUGAGAUUGCAGGCCCAGAUGAAUCGAGUCAAGCUGCGAGGAGAACACUCUGUAAAGCACUUCUGAGACUUGCCCAAGUGUCGCUAGUAGACCGAGAGAUCGGAAGACUUGCAGCACCUCAGGUUGUUUGGCCACUCGAGCUGCUCUGCAUCGAAGUACCCGUACUAGGGGAACCAAGUGACUUUUCACGUUCUAUCAGUGUCCUUAAACAAGCAACAGCACCAACUGUACCCUCAAAAUUAGACGACGCAACCCUGCCAGCUUGCUUCACGGACACCGAAUUACGAACUCUGGUCCAACGUCUUGGCAUUGCAGAAAGUGACAUAGAAAGCGUCACAGUCGAUGACGAGCCUGCGACCAAGCGGCGAAAAGUCCUGACUGAAGGCAAUGAACUUGUGGAACUGACAGCACGCAUCGACGAAGUUCUUGGAGUUGUGAACGAUCUAGGCAAGCUGGAACACAAAAUUUUAAACGCCUAUCCACAUAUCAAUGUCAAGAGCCAAUGCCUCGCCAUUGAUCUGAUCUCCCGCACUUGCUGCGCUGCGGACGCGAUCACUCAAACGGGCAGCCCAUUCGCAGGAAAGGACGGAAAGAUCAUUUGUGACGUAUGCGAUCGCAAAGACGAAGGGCCGAGGAGGCCCGACACUAUUGACACAGAAACUAAAAGAGAGGCCCAAUCGAUAUUCACAAAACUCAUCAACCUCCCUUCCUUCAAGGACUCCAGAAGGCCAAGAGUAGUGGCAAUGAUCGCCCUCAGACGCAUCAUAAAUCACACAGAUGAAGCUGAGCUAUUUGACCUCGAAACUUCCCCUUUGGGGCAGUGGUGUCUGCAAGGAUUGCAUAGCUCUAUCAGAGAAAUACGCAUCGCUUCAGGACGGGCUUUGGCUCUCUUCUUGAAGAAACCAGCCUCUAGCACGAUAGACAUUAGUGUCGUACACCGAAAUCGCAAGAACGCGCUUGGUCUUCUCAAAGCUGCGUCGGAAAAGGAUGCAGUAAUCUUCCACGAGACUGGGGUAAUGGCGUGGAGCCAGCUGGGACGAGUGGUCACCGGGGACGAACUAAACAUAGUAUUGCACCAGUUACUCGAAUAUCUCGGAAGCAGCAACAGUCUGAUAUCUUCCUGUGCCUUCAAUGAGAUCAACAACUUGGCUGCUGCUCGGCAUGUAGCACCACGCCGCUUGUUCGAGCCUUUCUGGAGAAAUCUCGCCUACUUCGCUGUAAAAGAUAUGGUGGCACGACCGCAAAUCAGCCGGUCGCUGGCCGAAAUCUUGCAAAUCUCUGUGAACGAGUUUCUUCUCCUCAUCCAAACUCAUGCUCUGCCAUGGCUGGUAUUGAUGAAGAAGAGGGAUGUAAUCCAAAAGAUUGCUGAGGCCCGUGGGGAAAAGGACGUUGGUUUCCCGGUGAUGGACUCUAUCAAUAUCGGUCCAGUCCUCGGAUUGCUUUUAGUGCAAGACGUGCCGGACGUGGCGCAAUUCACCAUGGCGAGGCUUGUCGAGUUUGCGCCAACUCUCGCUGAUACCACGCUGGCUGAUGUGAUACAGGCCGAACUUGUUAUGGUUGUCCUUGAGCUACUCAAAGCUGCGGCUGAAGCAGACGAAGCCCGCAAGGCCCGUGUUAUCGAUGCCAUCACCACAAUGUGCAACUUGGUUAUGGCCGCGAACAAGGAGAAGCCCAAGAAGGGCAAUCUCAUCGGUCGUUUCCUCCAGGCGUACAUGCUUGGCCUUAUGGCUCGCCUGGCGGACGUCAUCAAUGAUUUUCAUGGGCUAUGCCUGCCUCCCGAGGAACAAAUACGUUGCAUUCGAGCAUUGGAGGAAGCGAUCAAGCUUUGCCAGUCUUACGUGCGCAUUGCUCGGCCACAUAUUGCUGCUUGUCUUCUGUCGGCCAUUGCUCAGGACGAGCUCAGAGAGGCGGCGUUUUCCUGCUGGGCGGUCCUUCUGACCUACCUUGAAGAAGAGGACGUUGAAGUCUUGUUGGAAACGACGUUCUUCAUUAUCAAUCAUUAUUGGCCUGUGUUUGACGACAACACACGCAUCAAGGCCAAACAUCUGAUUUCCACCAUUAUAAAGCACUUCAGCGCAGUAAUCGAGAUGUACAUCUGGAAGUUGCCAUCAUUGGCACAUAUUCCUGAACUGGCUGAAGUGGAAGCUCAGCUCCAAAAAGUGCGCCGAGAUCAACCCAUCGAAAGCAGGACAGCAUUUGCCAUCUUUGCAGCCCGAGUGGCACACGAGAACUCGGGCGUUGUGCUUCAGGCUCUCAGAGAGCUUGUCGCAUACCUCAAACAGCACAGUGGUUCCCUACAGACGUCCGCGAUUGGUCAGCAGCCGGAUCCCGUGUUGUCAACGCUGCUCCGCGCCUUGCUCGAUUGCGCUUCGGAGUACAGCACUGUGCAGCCCGAAAUCGCUAGCCUAUGUACUCAAUGCAUCGGUCUGGUCGGGUGCCUUGACUCUAAUAGAAUUGAGGCUGUCAGAGAGCAGAAGUCCAUGGUCUUAUUGAACAACUUUGAGAACGCAGACGAGACGACGGACUUUGUGCUCUUCAUCCUGGAGCAAAUCCUGGUCAAGGCCUUCCUUUCCACGACAGACACAAAGCUCCAAGGCUUCUUGUCUUUUGCCAUGCAAGAACUCCUGGACAAAGUGGAUAUCAAGGCAGCCUGUGCCUUCCGAAGCACGGGAAUGAGAGACGGCGAUCUGAUCUACAGAAAAUGGCUUACUCUACCUGAAGGCAUUCGGGAGACUCUGACCCCAUUUUUGACCUCCAAAUACGUCUUAACACCUGUUACGCCUGCGCCUGUUGAGUAUCCCAUUUUCCGUCCGGGUAAGCCGUAUGGGAAUUGGAUGCGUUCCUUCACCAUGGAUCUUUUGCGUAGAGGACAGAAUUGGCACGCAGAUCUCAUUUUCGGGCCGCUGGCUCGUACUAUUCGGGUCAAAGAUGUCGCGGUAGCAGAGUUCCUGCUUCCAUACUUGGUCCUCCACGUCAUCAUUGGCAACAGAAGCACGCGGAAAGAUCGUGACAAUAUUAUCGGCGAGCUGGUUGGCAUCCUUCAGCACCAGCUUGCCGAAGAUGCUCCGUACGCGGAGAGGGAGGAUACGAAGCUUUACUGUGAGGCCGUCUUCCGAGUGCUUGAUUAUGCAAGCAGGUGGCUGCAGGAAAAGAAUGCUAGGCGCAAAAAUGACAGCGAUCUUCCGUCCAUAGCAAGGGUGGAUGACCUACUGAGCACAAUUCCGCCGGUCUUGAUUUCUCAGCGAGCUAUGGACUGCAGGGAAUAUCCAAGAGCCCUGUUCCACCUCGAGCAACACGCCCAACAAAUGGAGGUCGAGAAGAGCGACCCCCAGCAAAGAACACUGCUCCUCGAGCAAUUGCAGGAUAUAUACACCCAGAUUGACGAGCCUGAUGGGCUAGAGGGGAUUUCGGCUCACCUCCACGUUCUCGAUAUCAACCAACAAAUCCUCAGUCACAAGAAGGCGGGCAGAUAUACGGCGGCUCAGACGUGGUAUGAGAUCAAGUUGGCAGAAGAGCCUAACAACAUUGACGUACAGGUUGACCUCCUGAACUGCCUGAAACAAUCUGGACAACAUGAUGUUCUGCUCAAUUAUGUUGAAGGUAUGCAUACGGAACCGUCGAUGGAAAACAAAAUUGUUCCGUAUGCGGUCGAGGCAGCCUGGGCGACCCGCCGAUGGGACACUCUAUCCAAGUACACGAGCCGUUUUCAUGGCAGCACUUUGGAAGACUUCAACGUUAGCGUUGGCCAGAUCUUUAACACUCUGAAGCAAGAGGGCACUGAGGGAGUCGCAAUCUCUCAAAUGUUGCAGAGCAUGAGGGAAAAGAUUGCGUCAGCGAUGACUUAUUCCGCGACAUCCUCCCUACAAGCCUGCCACGAUCUGAGGCUUCGAUGCCACGUACUGACCGAUCUGGAAAUCAUUGUUGGGAUGCAAGAAGGGAAUGACGAUGCUCGCCAAGACGUUUUGACAAUGCUGAACCGACGAUUGGAAGUGCUGGGUGCAUAUGUCAAUGACAAACAAUACCUCUUGGGAAUUCGCAGAGCAGCCAUGGAGCUCUCACGACCCAAGUUUUGCGACUCAGACAUCUCUUCGUCGUGGCUUUCCAGUGCGCGUCUGGCUAGAAAGGCGAAUUCCACACACCAAUCAUUUAAUGCAGUUCUCCAUGCUUCUCAACUAAACGACAAUGCCGCCGUAAUUGAGAAUGCCCGACUCCUUUGGAAGGACGGUCACACACGCAAGGCGAUUCAGGUUCUCCAGGGCGCCAUCGAAUCCAACAACUUCAUGACACAAACAAAUAGCACCUCUUCCUUUCGGGGUCUCGACUCACAGCAGAGACUUCUGACAGCUAGAGCGCAGCUUAUGCUUGCCAAGUGGUUGGAUGCGGCAGGCCAAACGAACAACGCUGCUCUGCGCGUUAAAUAUCAACAGCCUCCCAAGACAAACUCAUCGUGGGAGAAGGGCCAUUACUACCUAGGACGUUACUACAAAAAGCUGCUGGAGACCGAGAAGCCUCUGAAACCAGACGAGCAAAGUGACGCCUUUGUUCAAGGCGAAAUUGCCAGACUGGUUAUUGAGAACUAUCUUCGAUCACUCAACUAUGGCACCAAGUAUCUUUACCAGACCUUGCCGAGAAUUUUGACGUUAUGGCUCGAAUUGGGAGCACAAGUGGACAAGGCUCCCGAAGGCAAGGUCUCGUUGUCCCGCGAGCUCCAUAGGAGGCGGACGGAGCAGCUCAAUCUCCUUCAUGCCUUCCUCGACAAAUACAUCGCUCGCCUUCCGGCCUACAUAUUUUACACGGCCCUCCCGCAGAUCGUUGCGAGAAUUGCCCACCAGAAUCAAGCUGUGUUUGAACGCCUAACACGCAUUGUCACCAAAGUUGUGGAGUCACAUCCUCGACAAGCACUCUGGGGCUUAUUUGGGAUCAUGACCACGAGACAAGCUUCAGAGCGGCGAGUGCGAGGUCAGCAUAUCUUGCAAGCGCUGAAGGGAAUCUCCAAGAAGGUUGAAGGAAGCAGCUAUGACCUCAAGCAGCUACUGAGAAUGGGCGAGAAACUCGCAGAGCAGCUUCUGCUGGCUUGCAACAACGGGGACUUCCAGAGCAACAGGACGACGGUGGCAAGUAUCACGCGAGAUCUCAACUUCAACCACAAGUGCACGCCCUGCCCCCUAGUGGUCCCCAUUGAGUCUUGUCUGACAGCUACAUUGCCGACAUUGACGGAUAAUGUCAAGAAGCACAAGGCAUUCUCUCAGGAUGUUAUCACCAUCGACUCCUUCCUAGAUGAGGUCCUGGUUCUAGGAUCGCUCGCUAAACCAAGGCGGCUAACAUGUCGCGGAACGGAUGGCAAGAACUACAUGCUCAUGAUCAAACCGAAGGACGACUUGCGAACGGAUCAGCGUCUAAUGGAGUUCAACGGGAUGAUUAACCGGUCACUCAAACGUGACGCCGAGGCCAGCAGGCGUCAAUUAUAUAUCAAGACGUACGCUGUCGUGCCUCUCAACGAAGAGUGCGGCAUCAUUGAAUGGGUCGAUGGGCUUAAGACUCUUCGAGAGAUCCUUUUAGACCAGUACAAGUCUCGGUCCGUCCAUCCUGACUAUAACCAGAUCAAGAGGAUGAUGUCCGAGGCUGUGACGGGGCCGAAUAAUAUCAAGAUCUUCACCGAGGGCGUGUUGGGGACAUUCCCGCCAGUGCUGCAGUACUGGUUCGUGCAGCGCUUCCCUCAUCCCUCUACCUGGUUCUCAGCUCGGCUCAAGUACACCCGCUCUUGCGCAGUUAUGUCGAUGGUCGGCACCAUUCUUGGUCUGGGCGACCGCCACGGCGAGAAUGUCCUUCUCGAGCGCGACAACGGCGGCAUUUUCCACGUCGACUUCAAUUGUUUGUUCGAUAAAGGACUGACGUUCGCACAACCGGAGAGGGUGCCUUUCCGUCUGACACACAACAUGGUUGCUGCCAUGGGCAUCUACGGAUACGAGGGACCCUUUCGCCACUGCAGCGAGUUGACGCUGGGUAUCCUGCGGCAACAGGAGGAGACGCUGAUGACGAUUCUCGAGGCAUUCAUCUACGACCCCACAUUGGAUCUGCAAAAGGAGAAGAAAACAAGCCGCAGAUCGGAUGGCGCGCCGCGGAUGCAGCCGCAGCUCGUCGUCGACAGUAUCAAGCGGAAGGUGAGGGGCCUGAUGGGACCGGAUCCUAUUCCGCUGGGAGUCGAGGGGCAAGUGGAGGAGUUGAUCAAGCAGGCGGUCGAUCCCAGGAACCUGGCGGCCAUGUACAUUGAGGUGUCGCCUAACAAUCGCGCCGGAUGUCAGGAUGGCGUCUGCAAGAAGGAGGCCCAAAAGUGCAUGAAGGGGUCGCUGCGCUUCGGCACCUGGACUGAGAUCAUGGGCCAUGGCUCCUGGCGGUGGAAGCACUGGGGCUGCGUGUCUGGCGAGCAGAUCUCGCACCUUCGCGAUAUUGUCGAGAGGGGUGGCGGAUACGACUUUGAUGCAGUUGACGGAUACGACGAGAUGGGCGAGCACUCUGACCUGCAGCAGAAGAUCCGUGAUGCCAUUAAGCAAGGCCACAUCUCUGCCGAGGACUUCAACGGCGACCCUUGGAUGAACAAACCCGGUCAGCGCGGCAUCCGCGGCAAGAAGCCCAAGGACUGGGACGAUGGCGAGGAGGGCGAUGAGGCCAAGGACGAAGCCCCUGCCCCCGCCGCCACCAACGGCAAGAAGCGCGGUCGCAAAUCCGCCGGCGCCGCCGAUGAGGACGAAGAAGAGAAGCCCAAGAAGCGUGCCAAGAAGGCCGCUGCCAAGGCCGAGCCCGAGGACGAGGAGGAGAAGCCCAAGAAGGCCCCGGCGAAGCGUGGAAAGGCCGCCGCUGCUGCCAAAGCCGCUGCCGCCGAAGAAGACGAGGAAGAGGAGAAGCCCAAGAAAGCCCCGGCCAAGCGCGGCGCCCGGAAGUCUGCCGUGAAGGAGGAGUCCGACGAGGAGGAGGCCCCGAAGAAGCCUGUUGCCAAGCGUGGAGCUCGAAAGUCCGCCGUGAAGGAGGAGUCUGAGGAAGAAGAGGAGAAGCCUGCCCCCAAGCGCGGCGCCGCUGCGAAGAAGACUGCUCCCAAGAGGGCGGCUACGAAAAAGGCCAAGGUUGAGGAGUCCGAGGAGGAGUCUGAGGCCGAACCCGAGCCUACCCCUGAGUCGGAGGAGGAGGAGGAGAAGCCUGCGCCGAAGAAGGCCGCUCCCAAGGGCCGCAAGAAGGCUGCUGCUGCACCUGCUGCUGCCGCCGAGGACAAGCCCAAGCGCGGUCGUGCUCGCAAGUGA
This is a messenger RNA of Colletotrichum siamense, 8343 nucleotides long. It is a transcript of the gene rad3, whose product is annotated as Protein kinase rad3. The transcript has 16 exons. Gene Ontology annotation, molecular function: protein serine/threonine kinase activity; DNA binding; protein binding. Gene Ontology annotation, biological process: DNA damage checkpoint signaling; telomere maintenance; protein phosphorylation. NCBI's taxonomy places the organism in Eukaryota, Fungi, Ascomycota, Sordariomycetes, Glomerellales, Glomerellaceae. Bases 1 to 8343 code for a protein of 2780 amino acids. Gene Ontology annotation, cellular component: nucleus. The record is from RefSeq and is a predicted model, not a curated record.